Molecule: messenger RNA, 623 nt
Organism: Aspergillus heteromorphus CBS 117.55
Lineage: Eukaryota; Fungi; Ascomycota; Eurotiomycetes; Eurotiales; Aspergillaceae
Exons: 1
Coding region: 171-536 (121 amino acids)
Source: RefSeq, a predicted model, not a curated record
GGCCAGGGGGGGGGAGCUGAGUGCUGAAACCGGUGGCUGGCUGGUUGGGAAACCGGCUAAGGGAUGACUUGGUCUGGGCCAAGCGAUGAGCGAAAGUUGCAGCAAGCCCUGGGCAUAAGAUGGGCAGUUCAGCCUCUGCAGGGGGGGGGCCAACUCGAUAGUCAGUCGAUAUGGGUGGGUGGAAGAGGGAAGAGGGAAGAGGGAAGAGGCCGCCGGGCUUUCCACGGGAAGACGAUCGGGAGCGUCCGAGUGGUUCGUCGGCCUGGCGGCCCCAGGCUCCAGCCCGCCGUCAAGCGCCCCACUGCCGGACGACACCUCAGGCCGCCGACCCUGCCUCGUCUCUUCGGCGGAAAGCCUCAGGCUUUGACUUUUUCCAGUCAAUCUUCACGCUUUGGUCCCCCCCCAAUCCGUACUCGCUAGGGGCAACCCACUGCCAUCUCAUUAUUCCAGUCUCCCAGGUUGCACGGGCUGCUGGUCCCGUCGUCGGCAGAUUUUGCACUUUCUGCGAACAGCCCUCUCUCACUAAGCCUGGCUGAUAGGACGGAGGACCCAAUCACGUACCGUACACAGGACGCCGUACAUUGAUUGCUACACGUACGUCCCUCCCUACAUGGGUAAAUAGU